AUGGAUGAUACCACCUUUUCAUCCUUAGCAGGGGAUCCUACUAAUAAAAUUGAUUCCCCUGAAAAUCCAACCUCCAACAUGCCCUACUCAACAGCUCUCAAACAAAAUCAUAAUCAGACUUCCAAUCUCACAACAAAAGAACAAGCAAUUGUUUUUCCAUCCUUGAACAACGUAAAUUUGCAAGAUGCAGAUGACCAGGUGUGCUAUGAGUGUAAAAAACCAGGUCAUAAGGGAUCAGAUUGUUUAAAUCAACUUAACACACAAAGUCAACCCCAAACACAACCAGCACCAACCUACUCAAAUAGUCCUCCUCAAAAUAACCAAACACUGGAACCAAAUCAAGAAAUAAACAACGGUGAUGAAUCUACCAUACCUACAACAAAUGAAUCUAUGAGCCACUGUGAUAUUAGUCCAGUAGUAGAAACCCCAACAACCCCCCAUACUCAAACCAAUACAAUUGAACUUAAUCCAAAAAGGAACAGCCGCAACCAUCUGGAUCAAAUAAAUUUACAUCCAACUCCAGUCAAAACAAACGUAAUGCUUCCGAAAUUGAUAGUCCAACAAUAGAACAAAAUUAUCAAAAUUUUAAAACACCUGAACAACCAAAGAAAAAGAAGGGAGAAGAAGACCUAAAUGAAG
Molecule: messenger RNA, 639 nt
Organism: Psylliodes chrysocephalus
Lineage: Eukaryota; Metazoa; Arthropoda; Insecta; Coleoptera; Chrysomelidae
Source: the annotation of a GenBank genome assembly